Drosophila innubila is the source of this 3096-nucleotide messenger RNA. RefSeq names its product coatomer subunit beta' (gene beta'COP). Gene Ontology annotation, biological process: endoplasmic reticulum to Golgi vesicle-mediated transport; intracellular protein transport; retrograde vesicle-mediated transport, Golgi to endoplasmic reticulum. The coding region runs from base 114 to 2867 and encodes 917 amino acids. Gene Ontology annotation, molecular function: protein binding; structural molecule activity. NCBI's taxonomy places the organism in Eukaryota, Metazoa, Arthropoda, Insecta, Diptera, Drosophilidae. Gene Ontology annotation, cellular component: COPI vesicle coat. The transcript has 4 exons. The record is from RefSeq and is a predicted model, not a curated record.
AACAAGAGCGUGAAGAAGAAGAACGGCAGCAAGUUUUCAAUAUAAAUAGUGGCUAUAAUUGUGAUUAAGUGUAUUAGAAAAUUCUUAAACUGUAAGCGGUAAACAACAUAAAGAUGCCCCUUAAAUUGGACAUCAAGCGUCGUCUGACAUCGCGCUCUGACCGUGUCAAGUGCGUUGAUCUGCAUCCGGCCGAACCGUGGAUGUUGUGUGCUCUAUACAAUGGCCACGUACACAUCAUGAAUUAUGAGAACCAGCAAUUGGUAAAAGAUUUCGAGGUUUGCGAUGUACCGGUACGUUCCGCUCGCUUUGUGGCACGCAAAAAUUGGAUUAUUACCGGUUCCGAUGAUAUGCAAAUACGCAUUUUCAAUUACAACACUCUGGAGAAGGUUCAUUCAUUCGAAGCGCACUCGGAUUACCUGCGCUGUAUUGCCGUGCAUCCCACACAGCCCCUGGUGCUCACUAGCAGCGAUGAUAUGCUUAUCAAAUUGUGGAACUGGGAGAAGAUGUGGGCAUGUCAGCGCGUCUUUGAGGGACACACUCACUAUGUCAUGCAGAUUGUAUUUAAUCCCAAGGAUAACAACACCUUUGCCUCUGCAUCCUUGGAUCGCACGGUUAAAGUGUGGCAGCUGGGCUCAAAUUUCGCCAAUUUCACUCUAGAGGGUCAUGAGAAAGGUGUUAAUUGUGUGGACUACUAUCAUGGUGGAGACAAGCCGUAUUUAAUUUCUGGUGCCGAUGAUCGCUUCGUUAAGAUUUGGGACUAUCAGAACAAGACCUGUGUACAAACCCUGGAGGGACAUGCCCAAAACAUUUCGGCCGUUUGUUUUCAUCCCGAAUUGCCCAUUGUCCUAACUGGUUCUGAAGAUGGCACCGUUCGCAUUUGGCAUUCGGGCACGUAUCGCCUGGAGACGUGUCUAAAUUAUGGCUUCGAACGCGUCUGGACCAUUUCCAGCAUGCGUGGCACCAACAAUGUGGCUCUUGGAUAUGAUGAGGGCUCCAUUAUCAUCAAGGUGGGACGCGAGGAGCCGGCCAUGUCUAUGGAUGUGGUGGGUGGCAAAAUUGUUUGGGCCAAACAUUCCGAAAUGCAACAGGUCAAUCUGAAAACCAUUGCCGAUGGCACCGAGAUUAAGGACGGCGAACGAUUGCCCGUUGCCGUUAAGGAUAUGGGCGCCUGUGAAAUAUAUCCUCAGACCAUCUCGCACAAUCCCAAUGGACGCUUUGUGGUCGUCUGCGGCGAUGGAGAAUAUAUAAUCUAUACAUCCAUGGCGUUGCGUAACAAAGCCUUUGGUUCGGCUCAAGAGUUUGUCUGGGCAAUGGAAAGCAAUGAGUAUGCAAUUCGUGAGAAUAACGGCACCGUUCGCCUGUUCCGUAACUUCAAGGAACGCAAAAGUUUUACACCCGAAUAUGGUGCCGAGAGCAUCUAUGGUGGCUACUACUUUGGUGUGAAAACGUCGUCGGGAUUGGCCUUUUACGAUUGGGAAACUUUGCAGCUGGUGCGACGCAUCGAAGUGCAGCCACGUAAUGUAUUUUGGAAUGAGAGCGGUAGCCUCGUUUGCCUGGCCACCGAUGAUUCAUACUUCAUUCUGGGCGUGGACUCGGCACAAGUUGCCAAUGCGCUGGAGAGCAAGGAGGGACUCGAGGAUGAUGGCGUGGAAAGCGCUUUCAAUGUGCUCGGCGAAGUCUCGGAGUCGGUAAAAACUGGACUCUGGGUGGGCGAUUGUUUCAUCUACACCAAUUCGGUGAAUCGCAUCAACUACUAUGUGGGUGGAGAGAUUGUUACCAUCUCGCAUUUGGAUCGCACCAUGUAUUUGCUGGGUUAUGUGCCCAAGGAUAAUCGCUUGUACUUGGGCGACAAGGAGCUGAAUGUAAUUAGCUUCUGUCUGCAGCUGUCCGUCCUGGAAUACCAGACGGCCGUAAUGCGUCGCGACUUUGAACGCGCUGAUAUUGUGCUGCCAACCAUACCGAAGGAGCAUCGCACACGGGUUGCCCAUUUCCUGGAGAAGCAGGGCUUUAAGGCGCAGGCGCUGCAGGUGUCCACCGAUGCGGAUCACAAAUUUGAUUUGGCACUGCAAAUUGGCGAACUGGAUAUUGCAUUGAAGCUGGCACGCGAGGCGGAGAACUCACAGAAAUGGUCACAAUUGGCCGAUGUGGCGGCGCGCAAGAAUAACAUGGAAUUGGUCAAGGAGUGCAUGCAGAAGGCAAAUGAUUUCAGUGGUUUAUUGCUGCUGUCCACCGCCUCCGGGGAUGCAAAGAUGCUGCAGGAGUUGGGCACGACAAGUUCGACACAGGGACGCCAUAAUAUUGCAUUCCUGUCCGCAUUCCUUCGUUCCGAUGUUGAACGCUGCCUGGAGAUUCUCAUUGAGACAAACCGUCUGCCCGAGGCGGCGUUCUUUGCACGCACCUACUUGCCCAGCCAGAUGUCGCGUGUGGUGGAACUGUGGCGCGAGGAGCUUAGCAAGGUCAAUGAGAAGGCCGGCCAAUCGCUGGCGGACCCAACGCAAUAUACAAAUCUCUUUCCGGGUCUGGGCGAUGCUCUGCGCGUUGAGCAGCAUCUGCAGGAGGAGCGAGCACGUAAGGCGCCUGCACGCAUCGCCGGACAACUGCCAUUGAAUAGCGACCGUAAUCCUCUGGAGGAACUGCAUGCGGUCGAGCAGCAGAGUGGAAUUGGACAGCUGGAGGAUAAGGAGAAGCCAGCGUUUGUGCCGGCAAGCAGCACAAAGGCUGCGACCAUCACUUCGGCAGCUGCAGCUGCAGUCAGUGAGGAAGACGAUGACGAUGAUUUGGAUUUGGAGAUUGAUGGUAUAACGUUGGAUGAUAACAUUGAUACGACAGAUGUUAACCUGGAUGAUGACUUUUUGAGCGAUGAUUAGAUGCAAAGCACACUCUGUAUUCGAUAAUAUGCAUAGAAAUAACGUAACGUAAAUUCGUUGUUGAUUCGGGAUAAAUUGCUUCAAAAAUCGCGCAUUUUAAAGCUAUAAAAAUUCCACACCCAAAUCUACACAUACACACAUAUACAAAUGCAUUCACCUUUGAUUUGAUUGAAUGAAUGUUUCCCGUGCAUUAAUUAUACCAAUCAAAUAAAAACACACAUAUAUUAUA